Tetrahymena thermophila SB210 is the source of this 642-nucleotide messenger RNA. RefSeq names its product Ras family protein. Gene Ontology annotation, molecular function: GTPase activity; GTP binding. The transcript has 5 exons. The record is from RefSeq and is a predicted model, not a curated record. NCBI's taxonomy places the organism in Eukaryota, Ciliophora, Oligohymenophorea, Hymenostomatida, Tetrahymenidae.
AUGGCAUCGAGAAGAGAUAAUAAAAUUCUAGAAAGCAAGGUUAUACUUCUUGGAGAAUAAAGAGUAGGUAAAUCAAGUAUAAUUAAUAGAUUCAUAAAUGACUAGUUUGAUCCAGAUUCUAAACCAACUUCUAUCGGAGGAAAUCAAUAGGCUUAUUCAGAUAAAAUAAUUUAAGUUUUCAAUGGAGGCAAAAUUAAAAUAAAUUUAUGGGAUACAGCUGGGCAAGAGAUAUUUUCUUCUAUUGUUUCUGUAUACUAUAAGUCUGCUUAAGCUGCUAUAGUUGUGUUUGAUCUUACUGAUAGAAGCACAAUAAAUAAGGCACACAAAUGGAUUUAGGAAGUACAAAAUAAUAAUGAAAAAAACGAUUGCAAAAUUAUUUUGGUUGGUAAUAAAUAUGAUAAAAAUAAUGAAAGGUAGAUUAAAACUGAAGAAGGAUAAGAAAUUGCAAAACAAUAUAAAAUUAAGUAUUAUGAAACUUCUGCUAAAAAUUCUUAUAAUAUAAAGGAGCUCUUCUCAGAUUUAGCUGAAGAACUCUACACUGACAAUAAGAAUGCUACUAAAAAACCAUCUAGAAUUACAAUUGAUAAUUUUAAAAAAUAAAAAGAUACAAAAUCUAAAGAAGAUAGCAGCUGUUCAUGCUGA